This is a messenger RNA of Rhipicephalus microplus (southern cattle tick), 2032 nucleotides long. RefSeq lists its product as uncharacterized. Gene Ontology annotation, molecular function: ATP binding; ATP hydrolysis activity. Lineage: Eukaryota; Metazoa; Arthropoda; Arachnida; Ixodida; Ixodidae. Gene Ontology annotation, cellular component: nucleus. The record is from RefSeq and is a predicted model, not a curated record.
GCGAAACGGAACGUGUUCUUGUUGGCGGUGUGCCUGCUCUUGGCUUUAGCUGGUGUCAGCGCGCACUUACAGGCGCUAAUUUUUGACAUGUUCCUAGCUAUCGAAAUGAUCUUUGCAAUGUAUGACGCAGUACCGUCGUGAGCAAUGACAGUAGCAUAAGAAGUGCCGUGUCCCAGUACCCCUCCGCCGUCUAGUCAUUUAUGAGAUUUGGCCGCGCCGUUUCGAAGUUUAGUUCCACCGGCAAAUAAGCAUUGUAGACCUUUUGGCACAGAUAUGCGAUAGUUCGUGAUUUUGACCACUGUGUACACUCGCUUACGUUUUAACGAUGUGAUACUCGAGCGAUCUGCCCGCAGUCGUUAGUAAAUGUUUACUUAGAGCGCGGUUACUUCAGUCAGCUUGUCGCGAUUUGCUCGACUAGCGGGAAUCGCUAAACACAUUUUGGCGCCGAUUCAGCAGGUUAACUUAAUACUCCAUUCGCCGUUAAAAUGUCUUGGAACGCAUGUCCGCGCACGCUUAAGGAAGUCUUGUUCAUAGUUUAACAUAACGGCGUUUGUUUAGCUCCUGAAGAGACAAGAUCGCCACCAUGGCCAACCGCGAGGAAGCAAGCUGCCAGCAAAAUGCCUGAUGAAGCACCUGCUCCGGCGAAGGCCGACACAGUCGUUCUAUGGAUGAGCUCUGAGAACAGCGCAGUGCGGCGUGCCCCUCUUAGUCAUGAAGAGAUUGGUAAUCUCAGCGUUGUGUGCACGUCCUGCGGGGAACAGAUCAAUCACCAUGACAAGCGCAAGGUUCAUUUGCACAGACUUCUCAAUGUUCUUGUCUGUAAGAGAUGCCAUGGCUACUACGGGGACGGCCAAUUUCAAAAAGAUGACAGUGGCACCGAUGAGUACUGUUCCUGGUGCGCCGAAGGCGGAAACCUGCUUGUGUGCGACAAGUGCACCCGCGCUUUUUGCAAGAACUGCAUUCGCCGCAACCUCUCGCGACGAGAGGUGACCCGGGUCAGUUCUCUGAAUGAGUGGCACUGCUACGUAUGCGAUCCUGCACCGCUCGUGCCAAUGGUCAACUUUGCCGAGAUGAUUGGUGGCUACAGUCGCCAAGUGGCCAACAGCACGUCGGCGGGCACUUCCGACGCUGGUGCAUCGAUGAAGCUCAGCGAGGCGGAGGUGUAUAGACUAGCCUUGGAAAAAUCCAUGGAGCUUCAGCAGUUGCUCGCCACUAUGGGGACCCCUGGCGGAGCGGAGGAGCUUUUGCCAAGCAUGAGCAAGCUGCUCAGGGACCAUGCCCGCAGCUUUUCCCGCAUUGCCCAUAGUGCAGAGGAAUGCCAGAAGCGCAAAAUGAAAUCCCAGAAGAAAAGAGCGGGACAGAAGAGAGCCAGUGAGGAAUGUCAGGAGUCUUCUGCGUCGGUGGACUCCCAGCCCAGUAAUGCCACAAAACAAGCCAAGAACAAAAACCUGCUUGCGCUGGAUGAAGUAAGUGGUCACUUUAGCAGCUCCGACCAAGAGGACCUGAGUGCCAAGCGGGACAAACAUAUCAAAGGAGACAAUGAAUUGGAUGCAAAGUCUGAUGCCCCUAGUGCAAUAGUCAACAAUGCAUCAGAAAUGGCUGGUGAUCCAUUGACUAAUGUAGCUGCUGAUAGCCCACCACAUGAGCAGCACACAAAUGCCACUAAACUGGACUCUGAGUCUAAUGCUCACUGUGCAAAGGUUACCUCCGAUACGGCAAAGUUAAGUACACUGCAGGCUGACAAAGCACACAGUUCAAAUGCUGAGGCUACGAAGGAUGGUGUAAAUGGUUGUGAUGAGCCUGUUUUGCUGAAAUCUGACGGGCAAGUCGCAGGUGAAAAAGCGAUUGACCUGGAAGAGUGCACCAGUCUUGACGGUGUGAAAAAGCUGAAUUCACUAUCAAAUGCAGCAAAAGAUGUGAUUCUUGUUGAUGACUUGAAGAUGAUGCUGGCUGUUUUGUAAAAGAGGUGUCUGAUAACGGAGAGGAGACCUUGGCACAAAAGCCUGAAAAUAUCAAGAAACAAGAUGCAGCA